Molecule: messenger RNA, 1525 nt
Organism: Chara braunii
Lineage: Eukaryota; Viridiplantae; Streptophyta; Charophyceae; Charales; Characeae
Source: the annotation of a GenBank genome assembly
CAUGUGAUUCGUCACUUUUGACGUGUUGGACACCGACUUCGAUGUCAUUUUGGGGAUGCCUUGGCUCUCUAGCGCGGACCACACGGCGCUCACAAUUCGUGAUGCAACUGGCGCCGAGGUCCCGUGUACUAUUCCUCCUCCUCGCUCUUCCAUUCGGUGCCAAGUCGUGAGUGCCAAAUCUUUUCGAGACACAUGCUGUUCCGAGCGUGUCGAAGAGAUUGACAUCACUUUUCUUCGAACCGUCCCGACGACCGAUUCAUCAUCCACGGAUGUAUCUUCCGACCCUCGUGUGACCCGGUUGUUGGACGAGUUCUCGGAUGUUUUUGAGACACCCUCCGGUAUAGUGCCGUACCGGCCAAUCUCUCACGAGAUCAUACUUGAGGCCGGUGCCGUGCCACCGAAGGGAUGCAUUUAUCGCAUGUCCGAGGAGGAGCUCACGGUUCUCCGUGCGCAACUCGACGAUCUACUUGACAAGGGUUGGAUCCGCCCUAGCAGCUCACCUUACGGUGCGCCCGUUCUCUUCGUUCGGAAGAAGAACAAGGACCUUCAACUUUGCAUUGACUACCGACGCCUCAACGCGCAAACCAUUAAGAACGCGGGGCCUAUACCUCGCAUUGACGAUUUGCUUGAGCGGUUGGGCGGCGCCAAGUACUUUUCCAAGUUGGAGCUCAAGUCGGGCUACCAUCAGAUUUCCAUCCGCCCGCAAGAUCGGUACAAAAUCGCGUUUAAGACGCGAUAUGGGCAUUUUGAGUGGGUAGUUAUGCCUUUUGGCCUCACCAAUGCCCCGGCCACCUUUCAGGCGGCCAUGAUCACCGAGUUUCGCGCUAUGUUGGACCGCUUCGUCUUGGUCUACUUAGACGACAUCCUCGUCUAUAGCCGAACUCUAGAGGAGCAUCUCGAGCACCUACGCCGUGUUCUAGAGACUCUUCGGUCAUCCCGGUACAAAGCUAACUGCGACAAAUGCGAGUUUGUCCAGCAAGAGCUUGAAUACUUGGGUCAUUUUGUCUCUCCGGAAGACAUUCGUCCGUUGGCGGACAAGAUUCAAGCCAUCCAGGAGUGGCUCGAGCUAAAGAAUGUGACGGACGUCCGAUCCUUCCUCGGCUUGGCCGGUUAUUAUCAGCGUUUCAUCAAGAGUUACUCGAAGAUCGUGGCCAACCUAAGCAAGUUACAAAGCGAGGAGCGGCCUUUUGACUUCGAUGACGAUGAGCGCCAUUCUUUUGAAGCACUCAAAGCGGCACUCUUAUCCGCCGAGGUGUUACAUAUUUACGACCCGCUUCUAGCUACGCGCAUCACUACCGAUGCGUCGGGCUAUGGCAUUGGGGCCGUCCUUGAGCAGCACGAUGGCACGGACUGGCACCCGGUCGAGUACUUUAGCAAGAAAGUACCUCCCGUGCAUUCGAUCGACGAUGCACGGAAGAAGGAGCUUCUUGCCUUCCUCCACGCCCUCAAGCGUUGGUGACAUUUCCUCCUUGGUCGGAAAGCAUUCCGAUGGGUAACGGAUAACAAUCCGUUGGUAUUCUACAAG